AUGAAAAGAGCCGCCUUAACCGCCCAGAAGGGCUCCCGAAAGGGCCAAGUCUGUCAAUUAUGCCAAUUCUCGACCUCAACGCCCAAGCGCGGCCUUCCUAUUGCGCGUCCACCUUUUGUCCAGACUCGGACCCCCAUCUCCAACCUCCGCACACAGCCUCUAAAGAGACUUGAUACAUUGCCAUCACAAUCUGUGCUGGUCGCGCGCCGAUUCGCCUCUUCGGCCUCCGAUGCAAGCCCAGAUGCAGCGCUCAAAGACAUCGCACGAGACGCAGCUACACUGCACGAAUCGAAUACCGUAGCGUCUAAUGAAGUGGUGGUCAAGUUGCUACGAAGAUGCCAACGGGUCGCAGAACUUCUAGUUUCGCGUGAACGAGAUCAAACCGAGGGGUCCUCGGGCGACGAAAGCAACGCGAUCUCCUCCUUGUUGGACCUGGAGGAAACUGCCGCAAAGGGCAAAGGACAACCGCAAUCCUCACAAACCCUGGAUCCGCGACUCGCAGAGUCAGUCUCGGAAAUUGCUAUCGCUAUCUUGAAGGAUGAAAAGGUCUUCAUCUCGCCUGAGGCCCUGGAAUCUUUCACCGAGACCCUGACCCUCUUGCGCCGCGCCGAGCAUUUCCCGGAGAUAUUCCACCUAUAUGCCAACAAGCCUGUGCCAGAGGAGAACAGCUCACCGGUCAAGUUACUCAAGCCCAAUCCCAAGAGCGUCAACAGUGCUGUCCCGGCCGAGUUGGCUAAUAAGGCCCUCGGUAUUGCCAUUGAGCAGAAGAACCUCCCGCUCGUACUGGCUAUUAUUGACAACACCUUCUGCGCCCCUGCCUUCCACCGUGCGAAGAUCUUCAAGAAAGCCGGUGUUCCGCUAGUCGGUCUUGCGGCUGCACCGGCUGCUUGCUAUGCUGUCGCAUCGUGGGCUGCUACCUUCCAGAACACAAUGGACCCCAAUGUAGCAACUGGAAUCGCGUUCGCUGCAACUCUCGCUUACGUUGGUGGCACGUCAUCUAUGGGUAUCUUGGCCAUCACUACCGCCAAUGAUCAGAUGGAGCGUGUGGUAUGGAUCCCUGGUAUCCCGCUCCGUCAACGAUGGUUGCGUGAGGAAGAGCGCGCAGCUAUGGAUAGAGUUGCUGUUGCCUGGGGUUUCAAGGAUCCUUAUAUGAGAGGCGAGGAAGUCGGAGAGGAAUGGGCCAGUCUUCGGGAGUUUAUUGGCAUGCGAGGCAUGAUCUUGGAUAAAACCGAGCUGAUGGCGGGUAUGGAGUGA
Molecule: messenger RNA, 1254 nt
Organism: Penicillium brevicompactum
Lineage: Eukaryota; Fungi; Ascomycota; Eurotiomycetes; Eurotiales; Aspergillaceae
Exons: 1
Coding region: 1-1254 (417 amino acids)
Source: RefSeq, a predicted model, not a curated record